UUGGUGCGCCCAAAACUUUGGUUUUCAAAUCUGCUGACGUUAGAGGUGGGCCGUGGGUAAGCCGGGAGGUUUGAAUUUGGAGCGAUUAGGCCGAAAUAAGCAGCCAGGAGUUGCGGAGGAGAGCUAGUGACCUUCGGUUUGUGGAGCUGGUCAUCAACAUGUCUUUUCCUAAGGCGCCCCUGAAACGAUUCAAUGACCCUUCCGGUUGUGCACCGUCUCCAGGUGCUUAUGAUGUUAAAACUUCAGAAGUAUUAAAAGGACCAGUAUCAUUUCAGAAAUCACAAAGAUUUAAAAAACAAAAAGAGUCUCAACAAAAUCUUAAUGUUGACAGAGAUACUACCUUGCCUGCUUCAGCAAGAAAAGUUAAGACUUUGGGAUUAAAGAAGGAAUCGCAAAAGAAUGAUAAAGAUUUGAAGAUACUAGAAAAAGAGAUUCGUGUUCUUGUGCAAGAACGUGGUGCUCAGGACAAGCAGAUCCAAGAUCUGGAAGCUGAGUUGGAGAAGGUGGAGGCCAAGCUAAAUGCUGCAGUCAGGGAGAAAACAUCUCUCUCCGCAAGUAAUGCUUCACUAGAAAAACAGCUUAUUGAGUUAACUAGAUCUAAUGAGCUACUUAAAUCAAAGUUUUCUGAAGAUAAUAACCAGAAGACUAUGAGAAUUCUAAGCCUCGAGUUAAUGAAACUUAGAAACAAAAGAGAAACAAAGAUGAGGAAUAUGAUGGCUAAACAGGAAGGCAUGGAAGUGAAGCUGCAGGUCACUCAGAAGAAUCUGGAGGAGUCUCAGGGGAAAAUAGCACAACUUGAGGGGAAACUUGUUUCAAUAGAGAAGGAAAAGACUGAUGAAAAAUCUGAAACAGAAAAACUCUUAGAAUACAUCGAAGAAAUUAGUUGUGCAUCAGAUCAAGUGGAGAAAUACAAGCUAGAUAUUGCGCAAUUAGAAGAAAAUUUGAAAGAGAAGAAUCAUGAAGUUGUAAGCCUUAAGCAGUCUCUUGAGGAAAAUGUUGUUUUGCUUUCUAAACAAGUAGAAGACCUGAAUGCUAAGUGUCAGCUACUCGAAAAAGAAAAAGAAGACCUUGUCAACAGGGAUAGAGUACGGGAUGAAACUCUAAAUUCUGAAAUGCAAAACUUAAAGGAGAACCUUAUUCUUGAAAAACAGGAACAUGAAAAACUACGACAAAAAGAAUUACAGACUGAUUCACUUCUGCAACAAGAAAAGGAACUGUCCUCCAGUCUUCAACAGAAGCUAUGUUCCUUUCAAGAGGAAAUGAUGAAAGAGAGGAAUCUCUUUGAGGAAGAAUUAAAGCAAGCACUGGACGAGCUAGAUAAAUUACAGCAAAAAGAGGAACAAGCUGAAAGGCUAGUCAGACAGUUGGAAGAAGAAACAAAAUCUCGAGCUGAAGAACUGAAACUCCUAGAAGAGAAGCUGAAAGGGAAAGAAGCUGAACUGGAAGAAAGUAAUGCUGCUCACAGUCAAGCCACUCUGCUUUUGCAGGAGAGCUAUCAUAGUAUAGUGCAAAGCCUUGGAGAUGCUACUGCUCAAUUUGAAAGUUAUAAAGCAUUUAUGGCUCGUGAGAUAGAAGAUCUUAAAUUGGAGAACUUGUCACUUCAGGAAAAAGUGACCAGGGCUGAGAAAAGUGCAGAAGAUACUCAACAUCAGAUAUUGGCAACUGAGAAUGCAAAUCAAGAAUACGCAAGGAUGCUCCUGGAUCUGCAGACCAAAUCAGCACUUAAAGAAGCAGAAAUUAAAGAAAUCACAGUCUCUUCUCUUAAAACAAUAACUGAUUUGCAGAACCAACUCAAGCAAAAAGGUGAAGAGUUAAAGAAACAACUGGAAGAGGAAGAAGCAAGAAAAGCUGGAAAAGAAAACACAGUGGCAGAGUUAACUGAGGAAAUGAAUAAGUGGCGUCUCCUUUAUGAAGAACUAUAUAAUAAAACAAAACCUUUUCAGCUACAACUGGAUGCAUUUGAAGCAGAGAAACAGGCUUUGUUGAAUGAACAUGGUGCCGCUCAGGAACAGCUAAAUAAACUAAGAGAUUCAUAUGCUAAAUUACUGGGUCAUCAAAAUCUAAAGCAAAAAAUCAAGCAUGUUGUGAAACUGAAAGAUGAAAAUAGCCAACUCAAAUCGGAGGUGUCAAAACUCCGCUCUCAGCUCGCUAAAAGAAAACAAAGUGAGACAAAACUUCAGGAGGAAUUAAAUAAAGUUCUUGGUAUCAAACACUUUGAUCCUUCAAAGGCUUUUCUUCACGAAAGCAAAGAAAAUUUUGGUCUCAAAACACCAUUGAAAGAAGGCAAUACAAACUGCUAUUGAGCUCCUGUGGAGUUUCAAGAAUACUGCACGUGAAUGUCGGGAAGACCUGUUAAAAAUUAUUUCAUUCUUUUUAUUAUUGUUUUUGCUAUUGUUACUGUUAUUAUUAUGUUUCUAAUGAAUAUUUUUAAUGUAUUUAAUAUUAACUUCCUGUUCUUAAGUAUGUGAAGGGAAGUUCACAUACAUACAUACCAGUAUGACUUCUGACAUUUUAUUUUCUGUUGUCUGUACCUCCUCCUUGAUGCUUACCUUUAUCACCUCAUUCUAAACUUUCUCUCUGGCUUUCCAACUUUACAGCUCAUCCCAUCAAAUCAACAUUCCUUUAAAAAUUGCUGAUUAUUAUUCUCCUACUCUGAAACCUCAGAUGGUUUCAAGAUUCUAAUCCAGAGUUUUUUUAAUUCAAUACUGGAAGCCUUUUCUAAUCUGAACAUCUUAAACUGGGCAAAAACACCUCGGUCUGUUCUUGACUCUACUUUGUCUAAUAAUGUUCAUUCUGUUAUAUCCAUCAUCCAUUUGUCCAGUGCAAAUAAGAAAUAAGGGUAUGUCUAAC
This is a messenger RNA of Canis lupus familiaris (dog), 2850 nucleotides long. It is a transcript of the gene HMMR, whose product is annotated as hyaluronan mediated motility receptor. Gene Ontology annotation, molecular function: hyaluronic acid binding. Gene Ontology annotation, cellular component: membrane. Bases 159 to 2303 code for a protein of 714 amino acids. NCBI's taxonomy places the organism in Eukaryota, Metazoa, Chordata, Mammalia, Carnivora, Canidae. The transcript is spliced from 18 exons. The record is from RefSeq and is a predicted model, not a curated record.